Doryrhamphus excisus (bluestripe pipefish) is the source of this 1115-nucleotide messenger RNA. NCBI's taxonomy places the organism in Eukaryota, Metazoa, Chordata, Actinopteri, Syngnathiformes, Syngnathidae. The record is from RefSeq and is a predicted model, not a curated record.
CGCCCACCUGGCAUUUUGUCUUUAAGACUUUGCACUUUAAAAGACAGCUGCUCUUUAAAAGACAGCUUGUAGUUGCACCAACAGGAAGCCAACAGCAGCUAAUAUACCCUCAGGAUGAUAUCUGUUGUUUAAAUCUUGGAGCUUUUGACGGACGAAAGGCGCCAUGGUGACCAGCGAACACCGCAGCCCAGAUGCGAAAAGCGAGAAUGUGAAAACCCUGAAACAUUUGCCCAGCUAUGGCACCUUGGGGGACGCCUGCCCCACUUGUCGUGGCACCGGACGAAUUCCAAGAGUGUGUUUUCCAGGCCACGAAGACCAGCUGGUUGCUGUCAUUCCGUGUAACGACAAAAGACUCGAGCCCAGACGCACGAAGCUGUACGUGUGCGUGUCCAUGGUGCUGUGUCUCCUCCUCUGCUGCCUCAUCCUCUUCUUCCUUUUCCCACGGAGCGUCACCCUGACACCCGUGUCCGUGCUGUCCGUCAUGGUCUACUUCACCCCGGACGCUGUGCAGAUGGAGGUCACGAAUCUCAUCAACGUCCUCAACGAGAACUUUGUCCCGGUCCAGAUUGUGGAAUUUGACGUGCAAGGCCUGGUAUCCCGCGUGGUCAUCAGCAAGACCAGGAUGUCCAACAUGUCCGCCAUCCCGUCCCGCUCGCAGAAAGCGUACACCUACCAGAUCGACCUGCCCAUUACGGAGAAAGGCCUAAGCGACUUCUGCCAGUCCAGCACCAUCAAGAUCCACACCUUGUUCCUGGAGCUGCAGAUGACCAUGAACAUCUCCUACCUGUCCCACACGGAGCAGCUGUCGGUGGACACGUUCGAGUACAUCGACUGCGGCACCAACUCCACCACCCCCCACCCGGUCAGAUGAUGUCCCCCCGAGCUCCUUUUUUUUUAAGCUUUUUUGUUUUAAACGCGUCUUAACGGCGCCGAAAGGGACACCCAAAAAUGUCAGCUUUGUUGGCAGCACCUUUGGCAACAGCGUCCGUCAUACGUUGCACUUUAUUCUCCACCGAGUUCAUUUCAGCUUCUGUCUAAUGUGAAUCUAGAAUGGCGGACUUGAAUGAUGAUGUCAUCACAGGAAGGAUGCUUAUCUCACUAAAAAGGGAAAUAUA